AUGUUACUCGAUAUUUCUGGUGUGCGCUACAGCUUGCCAAUGCAGAUAUCAAGCUAUCUGGCACUGCAAGACCUUCUACAGCUCUCGAGAUCCUUCAAAGACAUCCGCCAGGCAUUUAUGAGCCGAUUAUCAACUGCUAUGUGGAAGGCAGCACGUAAAACCGUGAACUGUCCUCCUCCGAUAGCUGGUUUCUUGGAACCAGCCUGGGCCAAUCUAUUAUUUAUGAACGUGUGCCACAUAUGUCUGCAUAUUCUUUUCUGA
This is a messenger RNA of Desarmillaria tabescens, 261 nucleotides long. RefSeq lists its product as uncharacterized. Bases 1 to 261 code for a protein of 86 amino acids. The record is from RefSeq and is a predicted model, not a curated record. Lineage: Eukaryota; Fungi; Basidiomycota; Agaricomycetes; Agaricales; Physalacriaceae. The transcript has a single exon.